AUGCCGUCUCUAACACUGCUGCAGCCUUAUCGGUUUGAACAAACAGCCAACCUUCAACCAGUUGACUGGAUCAAAUUCAUGAGUAAACAUGUUGACAACGCUGUUCUUAGAAAUGAGUUGCUCUCAACCCACAAAUGGGUGAAGGGCGGAAUCACAGAGAGCGAGCUGCUCCUCACGCCGCUCCGUCUUGCAGAACCUCAGAGUAAGGGGAAGAGAGCAGCAGGAAGGGGCCGCUACUCGGGCAGGAGCAGCAGGCUCGUCCUCAUGUGCGUGGUGAGCCUUGUGCUUUUUGCCGUUGAGAUCUCGGUAGCCUACGUCGGCAAUUCUCUUUCCUUAGCUUCAGAUGCCUUUGCUGUUCUCUCGCACUUGAUCUCCAUGAUCAUCGGUUUGUUCGGUGUUAGGUUCAGUCGCAUCAGAUGGCACAAGGCUAACACUUUCGGCUUCAGCCGGGCAGAUGUGCUGGGAGCUUUCGGCAACACUGUUUUUGCCACCGCUCUGAUGUUUAGCAUCUUCGUUGAGGCAAUCAAGAGGUUCAUCAAUCCUCAGAAGACUGAGAAAGCACUGCUCGUCCUCAUUGUCGGGAUUGCAGGUCUGUUCUUCAAUGUGUUCAACUAUGUUAUCUUCAUGGACUGCUGUUAUUGUCGUGCACCACAAGGAGACACCGAAACAGGUGAUUCACCAAAUGACCAAAAAAGCCCUGAAGAGGGGCCUGAGAAGAAAAAAGAGAGAAAGUCUGAAGCCUUGAACAUCAGAGGUGUUCUUUUGCAUGUUAUGGGAGAUGCGCUUGGAUCUGUGGUUGUGGUAGUUGCUGCUACAAUCUUCCAUGUGCUUCCUCUGGGGAACGCUCCAUGUAAUUGGCAGUGCUACAUCGAUCCAAGCCUGACAAUAAUUAUGGUGGUCAUCAUCUUGUCUUCUGCAUUCCCGCUUAUCAAGGAGACCUCAAUUAUUUUGUUGCAGAUGGUUCCCAAAGGUGUUAAUAUGCAACGACUCACUGACAGACUAUCUCGUGUACCAGGGGUUAGCAGCCUUCAUGAGGUGCAUGUUUGGGAGCUUGCAGGUGGGAAGAAUAUUGCUACUCUUCAUAUCAAGUGCCAAACCCCUACUGAUUACCAAGAUGCUGCUUAUAAAAUACGGAAGGUUUUCCACGAAGCAGGGAUCCAUUCCGUGACCAUCCAGCCUGAGUACGUUGACCACAAGACCUCCCAGCUACUGUGCAGCUCACCCUGCAUCUCAAAAGCUUGUGACUCUCAGCUGUGCUGCAGUCAGCGGGAGCACCCCCUGGCAAAAACUAAUGGCUAUACUGAGAAAAAUGAUAGUUACCUUUCUGCACUGCAUAAAGACAAUGGUUCAAGCAAAAACGAUAUUGAAAUCCCUAUCGAGCACGUUAAGGGUGCUCUAAGGAAAACAAGACGAUGUGCCCUGUCACCAGUGCUGGAUUUAGGUCAGCUCGAUCCUCCAAACUGUUUGAUUCUGUUGGCAGCAGCAGAGGUGAAAGCAGCAGGAUCUUGCUCGGCAGUUAUUGCACGAAUUAAUCUACGCCGCGCUGUAUCGGUGUGCAGGGUGAGCCGGGAGGGGAAGGGCUGCCUGGAUCAGCAGUGCAGUCAGCAGAUAACGCUAUCGUCGCGGCUGCUUGCAUGGCUCUGGAAACAAAAGGCGCAAGGCAAGUGGCACGUUCGAUAUGGCGUUGCACUUCGCUUUACCUCCUUCCAGUCCUAG
Messenger RNA from Charadrius vociferus (killdeer), 1716 nucleotides. It is a transcript of the gene SLC30A10, whose product is annotated as solute carrier family 30, member 10. Lineage: Eukaryota; Metazoa; Chordata; Aves; Charadriiformes; Charadriidae. Gene Ontology annotation, biological process: manganese ion transport; detoxification of zinc ion; zinc ion transmembrane transport. The record is from RefSeq and is a predicted model, not a curated record. Gene Ontology annotation, cellular component: membrane. The transcript is spliced from 8 exons. Gene Ontology annotation, molecular function: zinc ion transmembrane transporter activity. Bases 1 to 1716 code for a protein of 571 amino acids.